This is a messenger RNA of Impatiens glandulifera, 513 nucleotides long. RefSeq lists its product as uncharacterized. The record is from RefSeq and is a predicted model, not a curated record. The transcript has a single exon. Bases 1 to 513 code for a protein of 170 amino acids. NCBI's taxonomy places the organism in Eukaryota, Viridiplantae, Streptophyta, Magnoliopsida, Ericales, Balsaminaceae.
AUGAAGGAGUUCAAUAUGAUUGAUCUCGGGCUACUCUCGUACUAUAUUGGAAUCGAGGUGGACCAGAAGAAAGAUAGAAUCAAGGUGAAGCAGAUAUUUUAUACAAAGAAGGUGUUAAAACAGUUUGCAAUUGUAGAUUGCAACUCAAGCAAAUAUCAGAUGGAAGAAAAUUUUCAACUAAAAAAGGAUGUGGAAGGAAUCUUAGUGGAUCUGAAGGAGUAUAGGUGUAUCAUUGGGUGUCUCAGGUACUUGACGCACACUCGACCCGAUAUCACUUAUGUAGUUGACAAAGUGAGUCGAUACAUGGAGAAGCCUACCACUCUACACCAACAGGAAGUAACACACAUUUUUUGUUACGUGAAGGGAUCUAUGAGCUAUGGGAUUCAAUUAAGAAAAGGAGAAGAAGUUGAAGAGCUCGUUAGUUUUAAUGAUAUUGACUUAGAUGGUGACACAAACGACAAAAAAAGCACUAUAGGGAUGAUGUUUUAUCUUAACGGGAAUCUGACCACCUAG